Molecule: messenger RNA, 3219 nt
Organism: Exserohilum turcica Et28A
Lineage: Eukaryota; Fungi; Ascomycota; Dothideomycetes; Pleosporales; Pleosporaceae
Exons: 3
Coding region: 79-2979 (966 amino acids)
Biological process (GO): tRNA modification; alanyl-tRNA aminoacylation
Cellular component (GO): mitochondrion; cytoplasm
Molecular function (GO): ATP binding; nucleic acid binding; aminoacyl-tRNA deacylase activity
Source: RefSeq, a predicted model, not a curated record
CGACGCCCGCUCCACGUCCAACGCCGCCUGUUUUCCUGCACACGCCCGCUUCUGACUCCCCUCGUCCACACCUCCGCCAUGUCGCUGGUGGGAGAAAAGCACGAAUGGGGCGCUGUCCGCGUGCGCCAGACGUUUCUUGACUACUUCAAGGACCGCGGCCAUACGUUUGUCCCCUCGUCGUCGGUCGUGCCCCUCUCCGACCCCACUCUCCUCUUCACCAAUGCGGGCAUGAACCAGUACAAGGCCAUCUUCCAGGGCACCAUCGACCCCUCGUCCGACUUUGCCCAGCUCAAGCGCGCCGCAAACUCGCAAAAAUGCAUCCGCGCCGGUGGCAAGCACAACGACCUCGACGAUGUCGGCAAGGACAGCUACCACCACACUUUUUUCGAGAUGCUGGGCAACUGGAGUUUUGGCGACUACUUCAAGAAGGAGGCCAUUGGCUUCACCUGGGAGCUUCUCACACAGGUCUACGGCAUAGAUCCAAAGCGGCUGUACGUCACCUACUUUGAGGGCACCGACGACCUCGAGCCCGAUCUCGAGGCCAAGGAGCUCUGGCUCAAGGCGGGCGUGCCCGAGGACCAUAUUCUGCCGGGAGACAUGAAGGACAACUUCUGGGAGAUGGGCGACCAGGGCCCCUGUGGACCCUGCUCCGAGGUACACUAUGAUCUGAGGGAGCCCGAGAAUGGCCAGUACAGGAAUGCCGCGUCGCUGGUCAACAUGGACGACCCCGAGGUCAUUGAGAUCUGGAACAACGUCUUCAUGCAGUACAACCGCGAGCCCGACCGAUCGCUGCGACCGCUGCCGAACAAGCACAUUGACACCGGAAUGGGAUACGAGCGCCUUGUCUCGGUGCUGCAGCACAAGAAAUCCAACUACGACACCGACGUCUUUACACCGCUGUUCAAGAGGAUACAGGAGAUUACGGGAGCGCGCGAAUACAGGGGCAAGUUUGGCAACGACGAUCCAGAUGGCAUCGACACUGCAUACCGAGUCGUUGCAGACCACGUCCGCAUGAUGAGCUUCGCUAUUGCCGACGGCGGUGUGCCAAACAACGUUGGUCGCGGAUACGUCGUUCGCCGAGUCCUGCGGAGAGGCGCCCGAUAUGCGCGCAAGUACUUUGAGACGGAGAUUGGUGGUUUCUUCUCCAAGAUUGUGCCUACACUAGUCGAGCAGAUGGGCGACAUGUUCCCGGAGAUCAAGAAAAAGCAACAGGACAUUAUCGAGAUUCUGGACGAGGAAGAAAAGGCCUUUGCCAAGUCGUUGGAUCGCGGUGAAGUCAUCUUUGAAAAGUAUGCGCAAAAGGCAAAGGCAAAGGCAUCAGAUGAGCUGCCAGGAGAUGACGUCUGGCGGUUAUACGACACGUACGGUUUCCCCGUGGACCUGACAAAGCUCAUGGCUGAAGAGCGGGGCUUGAAGAUUAAUGACGACGAGGUUGAGGUGGCACAAGAAAAGGCGCGCGAAGCCAGCAAGGGCGACAAGAAGGCUGCUGGUGUCCUUGUCAAGUUUGACGUGCACGACCUUGGUGCGCUCGAAAACAUGCCAGAGGUCCCCAAGACGGACGACUCUGCCAAGUAUGGCCGCGAAAACAUCACUGCCACCAUCAAGGCCAUAUAUCACAACAAAAAGUUCUUCAAGAGCACCGCCGAGGUGCCACAGGGCGAGCAGUUUGGUGUCUUGCUCGACCGCACAAACUUUUACGCUGAGCAGGGUGGUCAAGAGUACGAUACUGGAAAGUUGCUGGUCGACGGCGAGGCUGAGAUUAGCAUUGAGAAUGUCCAGGUGUAUGCCGGCUAUGUGCUGCAUACCGGUUACAUCAAGUAUGGAGAGCUGAGCGUCGGCAGCGAGGUCAUUGCCGAGUUUGACGAGCUACGGAGACAUCCCAUUCGCAACAACCAUACCGGCACACACGUUCUCAACUACGCCCUUCGCGAGGUUCUCGGCAACGAAGUCGACCAAAAGGGCUCGCUUGUUGCACCAGAGAAGCUGCGCUUCGACUUUUCGCACAAGGCCGGUCUGUCGGAUGCUGAGCUUGACAAGGUUGAGAGUAUCUCGUCCAAGUACAUUAAAGACGACUCACAAGUAUACGCCAAGGAGGUGCCGCUUGCAUCUGCAAAGGAAAUCAGGGGUGUUCGUGCUGUCUUUGGCGAGACAUACCCAGACCCGGUUCGCGUCGUCUCGGUCGGUGUGCCCGUCGAAGAGCUUCUGAAGGAUGUGAAGAACGAGAAGUGGGAGAAGCUUUCUAUCGAGUUCUGUGGUGGUACCCACGUACUCAAGACGGGCGAGAUCAAAGACCUGGUUAUCCUCGAGGAGUCUGGUAUCGCCAAGGGCAUCCGCCGUAUCGUUGCCGUCACAGGCCAAGAGGCAUACAAUGUCCAGCAUGUGGCCGGCGAGUUCCAAGAACGCGUCGAGGCCAUUGGCAAGAUGCCAUUUGGGCCGCAAAAGGAAGCCGAAGCAAAGAAGAUUGGCGUCGACCUCAACAACCUCACCAUUUCGGCGCUUGCAAAGAGCAAACUCCGCGAGCAAUUCGCCAAGAUCCAGAAGAGCAUCUUGGACGAGCAAAAGGCUGCCGCAAAGGCAGACAACAAGCGUGUUCUCGACGAAGUCACAAAGUUCUUCGAGGACGAUAGCAACAAGUUCAUGGUCAAGAAGCUCGACUGGUCAAGUAAUGUCAACAAGGCCAUUAGCGAAGCCAUCAAGACUGUUUCGGGCCCCAAGAGCGCCCUCAAGGAUCGCUCGCUCUACCUGUUUUCCGCCUCGCCUGAAGAAGGCAAGGUUGUGCAUGGCUGCUAUGUUAGCGAGCCAUUCAAGAACGCAGGCGCAGACGGUCCAAAAUGGGCUUCGGCCGUGACCCCCAUUAUCGGUGGCAAGGCCGGCGGCAAGCCCGGUGCUCCCACGGCAAUUGGCCAGGGCACCAAUGCAGACAAGGUCGAUGAAGGUGUCGAGGAGGCGCGGAAAUGGAUUGAGGCUUUCAAGAUUUAACUCCCCGGCUACUUGUUCACUUGCUCGCCUUGACAUGGCAUAGUAUAGCAUACCAAAUAGAAUAUCGCACAAGUAGGUCUCGUGACGUGUAGCGCUUGUCGUACCAAAUGGACAAUGGAGAAUCAUCAUGGGAAAUUUACAGUGAUUUCUUUGCUUGCUUGUCAGGAUGCGUGUAAUUGUUUGUUAUAUCUCUCUUUCUCUUUCUCUCUGGGUGUGUGUUUGUCUCUGAAUCAAUUAACC